AUGCCUUUAUCAAACCACUUUCACAACACUCCAGUUCUUUCACACUUUUUGGUAAACGUUGGCUUGUUGAAUCUUCGUUUGUUUUUGAUUGGAAGAUUGUCAGCAAUAGCCAAAAGACGUGAGAAAACUCCAGCCACAGUUGAAGAUUUAGGAGUGAUUAUGGGUGGUGAAAGACAAGCUCAAUUGAGUAAGGAGCAAAUUGAUCAAAUUAAUAAUCCGAACAGUUUAGUGAAUAGAACUUUGAGAAUUCACAGAAAUGAUAUUGAAAAUAGUUUGCCAUUUGUGAGUGCUGCUGGUGUGAUGGUCUUGUUGUGCUUGGUUCAGGAUGCAUCUGAUGAGAAAACUCAAUGGAUUGCGAAUAGUUUAAUGUAUUCCUAUUCCAUUGCUAGAUUCGUGUAUGUCUAUGCUUAUUGGAAUGGUAAACAACCUCAUAGAUCAAUUUCUUGGAUCUUGGGUUUCUUGACAACUGCUGGAAUUUUGGGAUUUUCUUACAAAUUAUUGUAA
Molecule: messenger RNA, 504 nt
Organism: Naegleria gruberi
Lineage: Eukaryota; Heterolobosea; Eutetramitea; Acrasida; Naegleriidae
Exons: 1
Coding region: 1-504 (167 amino acids)
Cellular component (GO): membrane
Source: RefSeq, a predicted model, not a curated record